Messenger RNA from Pediculus humanus corporis (human body louse), 1365 nucleotides. RefSeq names its product protein fork head, putative. Gene Ontology annotation, biological process: anatomical structure morphogenesis; regulation of transcription by RNA polymerase II; cell differentiation. Gene Ontology annotation, molecular function: transcription factor binding; protein domain specific binding; RNA polymerase II cis-regulatory region sequence-specific DNA binding. The record is from RefSeq and is a predicted model, not a curated record. The coding region runs from base 1 to 1365 and encodes 454 amino acids. NCBI's taxonomy places the organism in Eukaryota, Metazoa, Arthropoda, Insecta, Psocodea, Pediculidae. The transcript has 2 exons.
AUGCUUUCUCAAAGAUCAUAUUCCGGAGAGACAGCAGUUAGUAGUUGCACAUCGGUUUCAAAUAUGGCAACAACGAUAAAUUCAAUGGCAUCGUCUUAUUCUAUGAAUUCGAUGGCUUGCGUAUCCUCAAUGAAUUCGUGUUCUCCCCAAUCCGGUAGCGGAUUCAGUUCAAAUAUGUUAAGCUCUGGCAUGAGCUCGAUGAACGGUAAUUGUAUGUCAUCGCCUAUGAGUUACGGUAGCAUUGGUUCUCCCAUGGCGAACAUGAACGGCGUGGCAUCUUGCAUGGGAGGAAUGAGUAGUAUAAAUAGUUACGGCGGAGCAUUGACUCCCGUGAGUUCCAUGAGCAAUACAAGAGACUUAAAUCCGAGUUCACCGAAUUCGGCGGCUUUGCAAAGAGCGAGAGCGGAUAAAACCUACCGUCGGUCGUACACACACGCCAAACCUCCAUAUUCGUACAUUUCCCUAAUAACAAUGGCCAUACAAAAUUCGCCUACGAAAAUGUUAACGCUGUCGGAAAUCUAUCAAUUUAUAAUGGAUUUGUUUCCGUUUUACCGACAAAAUCAACAGAGAUGGCAAAAUUCAAUACGUCAUUCUCUAUCGUUUAAUGACUGCUUUGUUAAAGUUCCAAGAACUCCCGAUAAACCAGGUAAAGGUAGUUUUUGGACGCUUCAUCCCGAUUCCGGAAACAUGUUUGAAAAUGGUUGUUACCUACGUAGGCAAAAAAGAUUUAAAGAUGAAAAAAAAGAAGCCAUACGUCAAUCUCACAAAUCUCCGUCACACAAUGGUAGCGUGGACGGUAAAAAAACUCCGAAUCAUCACGAUGAUGUUGUGAUGUCUCACAACAAUCACAAAUCAUCUCUCCUUAGUGAUAAAUAUAGUGAUAAAUAUGGUGAUAAAACGGGAUCCAACGUGGAUCACGGGAUAACGGCAUCUAUGUUAGGAUUGCAUCCGAAAGUCGAAUCGGACCCUUUAGGAAUGCUUCAAGCAAGCAGUGAACUGUGCUUAUCCGGAAAUCAAAACGCACACCACCAUCAACAACAUCACGGAUCAUCUCAUCAUCAGCAACAUCAGCAACACGGUCUUCAACACGACGAUAUUGCCGCAAUGGUUAACAGAUGCCAUCCUCACUUGUCACUUUCCGAACAUCAAGUCAUGUUACAAAAUCACCAUCAUCUCAAACAGGAGCCCACAGGGUUACUCCCGACGGAAUCGAAAGCGGAUAUUAAAAUGUAUGACAUGGCCUCGCAAUACGCACAGUACAAUAAUUCCCUUAGCCCUUUGCCAAAUCCACACACGUCCCUUCCGAACGAUUCAUACUAUCAAAGUUCUUUGUAUCACACUCCGACGGGAACCACAUCCUUGUGA